AGACAAUAAUAAUAUUGUAGAGAAAAUGAGUCCAAAAAAACUGAAUAGCAUGGUUAUAGUUUUUGCCAUAUACUUGUUGAGUCAACAUGUUCAUUCUGAACUUCAAGUUGGGUAUUACAGCUAUUCAUGUGGCAUGGCCGAGUUCAUUGUAAAAGAUGAAGUCAGGAAAGCUUAUAAUAGAGAUCCUGGACUUGCUGCUGGCCUUGUUAGAAUGCAUUUUCAUGAUUGCUUCGUUAGAGGAUGUGAUGGAUCAGUGCUUCUUGAUUCUACUCCCUCGAACACAGCAGAGAAAGACUCUCCCGCGAAUAAUCCGAGUCUCAGAGGGUUUGAUGUCAUAGACAGUGCCAAGGCUAGGCUUGAAGCUGUGUGCAAAGGAGUUGUUUCCUGCGCAGACAUAGUAGCAUUCGCAGCCAGGGACAGCAUUGAGUUAGUUGGAGGAGUUGGUUAUGAUGUUCCAGCUGGAAGAAGAGAUGGUAGAAUCUCACUAGCUUCAGACACAAGAACAGACUUGCCUCCUCCAACUUUCAAUGUUAACCAACUCACUCAGCUCUUUUCGAAGAAGGGCUUAACACAAGAAGAAAUGGUCACCCUUUCAGGAGCACACACCAUUGGACGCUCUCAUUGUCUUGCUUUUAACAGCAGGCUAUACAAUUUCAGUAGUACUUCACUUCAGGAUCCAAGUUUGGAUCCCUCAUAUGCGAUGUUCUUGAAGAGGAGAUGUCCACAAGGGAACACAAACCAAAACAUUGUGGUUCCAAUGGACCCUUCAAGUCCCGGCGUCGCGGAUGUAGGGUACUAUAAUGGUAUUUUGGCGAACCGAGGUCUGUUCAUAUCUGACCAGACUCUCUUGACUGACAGCGAGACUGCUAGCCAAGUGUAUCAGCAUGCAAGGGAUCGAUACACAUGGGCAAACAAGUUUGCAGAUGCGAUGGUGAAAAUGGGUCAAAUUGGUGUCUUAACGGGUGAUGAUGGAGAGAUAAGAGAAAAUUGCAGAGUGAUCAAUAGCUAGCAAUGGGGUUUAAGUCAAGGAGGACUGAGGUUGAAGUUGCUGCUAUAUGGCGUGUUUCAUCUGGUAGUUUACAAAGCAAGCAACUUAGCUUUGCUUAUUUUUUUUUUUCUUUUCAAAUGAAUGAAAUUAUGAAAUCAUCUGUCGGUGAAUAUUAGUCCUUGUAUUGAAAUCGACAGUUUGUUACCUGUAACAAGUAAAAAACUCUACUCACUUUAUCAAAAGCCAUCGAAUCAAAGUGUGUCGCCAUCAACCACCCGA
Molecule: messenger RNA, 1267 nt
Organism: Arachis stenosperma
Lineage: Eukaryota; Viridiplantae; Streptophyta; Magnoliopsida; Fabales; Fabaceae
Product: peroxidase 5-like
Exons: 4
Coding region: 26-1009 (327 amino acids)
Biological process (GO): hydrogen peroxide catabolic process; response to oxidative stress
Cellular component (GO): plant-type cell wall; plasmodesma
Molecular function (GO): heme binding; peroxidase activity
Source: RefSeq, a predicted model, not a curated record